Molecule: messenger RNA, 1730 nt
Organism: Suillus bovinus
Lineage: Eukaryota; Fungi; Basidiomycota; Agaricomycetes; Boletales; Suillaceae
Product: formyl transferase
Exons: 6
Coding region: 272-1432 (386 amino acids)
Biological process (GO): conversion of methionyl-tRNA to N-formyl-methionyl-tRNA; biosynthetic process
Cellular component (GO): mitochondrion
Molecular function (GO): methionyl-tRNA formyltransferase activity
Source: RefSeq, a predicted model, not a curated record
CGAACGUAACAGGCGUGAGCAGCGAGGGUUGCCUUGAUGUACAAGUAAGGCGGGAUCACAUGACGAGCGCAGCCUGGAGCACUGUUGCAUGUAAUUCGUAGCCAACCUUCCGGACAUCUUAUACCAAAGAAAUUGAAGGAGGCGAAAUCGAGGAAAGCUACCCGAGAGCUCGGCGGAUGCCUUGCCACUUGUCGCAUGACCCACUUUCCUCCAAUUAAUACGUUGCCCUUGUAGAUCAGCUUUGGUUGGUGUCUAUCGAAGAUCGGAUAUCAUGAUGCGCAGUCAAACGUUUUAUAACUCUGUGCGGGUCAAUUCCACGCGGAGACGCCUGUUAAUAAAACGCUUGAACGCCCAUUUCUACACUGGUAGUAGCGUGACCGACGCACUUAAGAAGCCAUUCGACAUCCUGUUCUUCGGUCGCGACGAAUUCUCUUGUAAUGUCUUCAAGCAAUUGCAUGACGCCCGAGAUGUUUGGAAGUCCAUCUCAAUCGCUACUAACCCAGACGUGAAAACUGGUCGACGGGGUUCACAUUUAUCAAUUUCUCCACUAAAACAGCUUGGAGAAUCUCUCGAGGUUCCAGUUCACACUAUACCACGACGAAAGGUUGACUUCAGGGAUUGGAUGCCUCCACCACCAUUUACGAACACCAACGAAGCUCAUUUCUCUGACCCUGCCAGUGAAACCCAUCUUCUUGUCACUGCUUCCUUCGGACGUAUUCUCCACCCUUCGCUCUUACGUGUCUUUCUGCCAGGUCAGCGACUCAACGUUCAUCCAAGCUUACUGCCUGCAUAUCGAGGUCCGGCCCCCAUUCAGAGAGUUUUGAUUCGAGGAGAAAAUGUGACAGGUGUAUGUGUCAUUGAUAUGAUGGAGAAGAAGGAAGGGAUUGAUGCGGGAAGCGUGUGGGGCUGCGAGAGGAUGGUUGUUCCAGAAAACGCUACAUUUCCUUCGAUGUCAGUGGAGCUGGCCCGAAUAGGAGGAGAUCUACUUGUCACAGUACUUCGGGAUAUGUUGCUAGGAAAGGCUCGCAGCAUCCCGCAACCUCCAGUCUCAUCUACCACCCCACGUGCUUCUGCAAUAUCCGCUUCCGAUGCACGGAUUGAUUUUACGUCUCAAACUGCGUUGGACAUAGUUCGACUUUCUCAUGCUAUUUCGCAUCAGCGUCCUAUCACGACUACAAUGCCCAAUGGACGCACUCUUCAGCUGCACCAUCUCAGUGUCUCCAUGAGCCAUGAUGACUUGGGCCCUGUUGAGCCUGGUUGGGCAGUGUAUUCGCCACAUACACACACAGUACUCAUAAGUUGUGCUGACGGAGAGUGGCUUAGUGUUUUGGAGUUAAAGUCCCAAGAUCGUGCGCUUCUGGCUGCGAAGGAAUGGUGGAAUGGAGUCAAAGGGCUAGGCCUGCUGCACGAGGGUAUGCUGAAACUUCUCUAGAGUGUUCUUUCAUGUCGGCAUACAUACCGCUUAGAAGUACUUCUCGAGCGCUUGUUACGAACCAGAACUCGAUUCAUAUCCAGAAGCAUACUGCGCAGUCCGGGAAAGGUCCGCCACAGUCCCGGGUCUGUGGGAUAAUGAUUGUCACUGAAGUGCCUCGUGUGGAUACAUGUGAUUCAGGAUCAGAUCAGAAUGGUAUCGAAGCCUUACUAGGCUACAACCCUUGAACUUGGAGAAGUGUGUAGUGGGGUUGUUCAUUAAGUGAUAGCUUGGCCCGAUCAGCACGCAGACAAUUACA